UUACUCUUUAAAAUUAACCUGAACUCAAAAUACAAGUUAAAAAUCACAAUGUGCAAAUAUUUUACAGAAAUUCUAACCGAUAUGAUCAAAUAGAUGGCCAAAAAUGUCGAACCUGUUUAGUUGUUUUUGGCCAACCAAGAAAGAAGGGGAUUACUAUGGUCAAGAAAAUGACAGACGAAGAAGACUCUCUUCUAGAGAAAAUCGUGAACCUGUGUAUGUCUAUAGAACAGAAACUGACGCCAAUAAUCAAACUUCUCAGUUUAAUAGUCGUUAUGUAGAUACACAAAGACAGUCUAGAUCUUAUCCUGUGUCCCCUGAAAGACGGCCUAUUACCAGAGCUAACUCAUUUGAACAAAGACCUUCUUUUGAAAGAUCAAGGUUAAUCAGUAAAAAAGAUUCAAGAGAUUCUAGAAAUGUCAUGGUUUAUGCGACCGAUGUAAAUCAAGCUACACGAUUUCCCAAAAACACAGAAAAUUCUUACGACAGUUUCACAUAUGACCUCUCACCUAAUAAUGUUCCCAGAAGAUCAACUCUUAGCUAUGGUGUUGAUCAUGAAAAAGAAACAACGAUUCCUACAGAAACUCAGAAAUGUGAAGCUGAGAAACCAGGACAAGAUUUCGGUAAGCCUGGCACAUCCAGGGAUGUUCCUAAAUCACCAGGAUUUUCAUCAGGAAACAAUCAGAAUGUUUCAGAUGGUGAAAGGCAAAGUGUGUUGAGAAGAUCGAUGACAAAUACUGAAAAUUGUUCUCCUCGAAGUUCUAUGAUGGAACAUGAAAAAAUGUCAUAUUUAGAUGCAGACAACAUCUCAGAACCUCAAGUCAAAACUCUAGUUAGAGUGGUACGACCAAAUAAUACAAGGAAAUUCGGGUUAGGAAGUAACGUAAAGCCGAUGAUUUACCGAGUGGAAGACAACCAACGUUCUCCUCUAUCUGCUCGAAGACACAUACAGCAAAUGCCUUUAAAAGUAAAGAAGCAACAUUAUAUUUUGACAACUGAGGAUGGAAAGAUAUUGAGACCACUCGCAUCAGACAAUAUAAGAAAAAUGUCUGUAAAUAAGGGACAGCCAAUAAGGUUUUCAGUUGUACGGCCAGUGGAACCGGUUGGUAAUUUUCCAUUGACACAAGGAGGGGAAGCUAUUGUAGCAGCUCCGAUGAUCGGUGGAGGAGGAAGGAGAGGGGGGAAGCCUCAAAAGAACAAACCAAUAUUACGUAAAGGUAAAGGAGGAUAUAGAGGUCCACCUCCAGAUGAUUAUGAUGACUACGGGUAUGAAGGUAAUUACUACGAUGAAGGAGCAGACAUGUAUCCUUUUGCCCCUGUGGAUAAUCCUUACUCCUACGAUUCUAAAGGAUAUUACGAUGAUGGCUACGGAUACCAAGGCGAAGACAUGGGAAGGUACGGGAUGGGUCCAGGAAUGGCAAGAGGUGGAAGACAAAGUCGGCAACAAGUUUAUGCAGCCCAAAUGCCAGACAAUACCCUCCCUGAGGUAUCAAUUGACAAAGGGAAAAAUCCAUCUUUCAAAAAAACAAGUAAAGCAUUAGACUCAGUUGUUGAUAAAGACUAUUAUGAUUUGAAAAAUGAGUCACAAAAUUAUCAGUUGGGUUUAAAUUGUUUGGAAAGAAAAAGAGAAAAAGGAACAGAGAUGUCCCAUAUUGGCGUGAAGACAGUAUUGUUAUUUAUCAACUUGAAGAACGUCCCUAUAUUAGAAACCAAGAGGUAGAUCAUUCACAAAGAGUAAAUACUAGUAAUAAAAGUCCUCGUUUGGAAUAUUACCAAAGAAUCAGAUGUCAUCAAGGGCCUAGACUGUUACUUUCAUCUAGAGAUAAAUUGUUAGAACAACGACAUUUAGAAGGAGUAAACUCUGACAUAGGAAAUGUAAGGACUGAAUCAAAAAGGAUAUCCAUAACCAGCCCAGAGGAAAAAAUCGGAAAAAGAAUAUCUUCAAAAAGAUCUACUCUACAGAAUGAACUAGCUUCCAACCAAAAAAGAAACUCAAAAAAUGAACCUUUAGAAGAAUUUAUAACAGAAGUUCACCCAAGAAAACUGUCAGUGUUUAGAGAACAAAGUGGAAAGAUUCCUCCAGAAAGAAUGUCAGUUUUUGACCCUCUGAUCCAAGCUGACAGAGCCCUUGAGGGAAGAAGAAGAAUAUCUAGAAUAACGGAACCUGGAGAGGAUCAUUCAUCAGAAUUUCAGGAACUUCCUGAAUCAAACAAAUUGUCUUUGGUUUAUUCUAUCAAAGACAAACCAACAAGAACAUCUAUUCUACACAAACCUCAAAGGGCCUCAGUUGUUCUACCAAUUGAGGAAAGUUAUAACUCUCAACUUAGACUCUCUAUUGUUAAAACACCAGAUGAAACUGAGAACUUUCCACUCACAACGACACAUGAACCAGUUGUAUAUGCAGUCAGGAGAAGUAUUAGUAAAGCCCCUAGACAAUCGUUCUCUUUAAAAAAAAUGUUUUCUAGAAAAAGAAAAACUGAAGAGUCUCACAGUAGUGAUGAAGAAGAAAAUCAAAGGGAGCAAACAAUCUAUGCUUACCCUGUAACUCCUACUAGAGGACGAACCGGAUCGAUUCUUCAACAGUCUGUUAAAUCAUUAACUUCACAGAAAGGAGAAACUCCAGUUGCAUGGAAGAGUAUGAGACGCUCCAUGGACACUGACGUGUUUUCAUCCGACGUCAAAAGAAAAAGUGUGACUUUAAACUCACCAGGUUAUGUGAACAUGGAGAGAGGUCAUGGAAUAUUAGUGUCUGAGAUACUUAACCCGAUAACUUCUAUUUUUGUGUCUGACUUAAAAGAUCCAAUACCUAAAGAUCCACUGUCAAAACCUCGUGAAUUCAACAAUUGGGUAAGACCUCGGCAAAACAGUGUGCGACAAGUGGUUACGCCAAAACAAAAAAAAUCUCAAGUCAAAAUUGCUGUUGCACCAAUUAGGACGCAAAUGCAGAAAACAAAGAAACAAUAUUCUGAGUAUAAGAAUAAUGAUGAGUCGUCAUACAGUGAUUCUAGUGAUGAAAGUGCAGAUUCAUAUCAACCUAGAUCAAAGUAUUCCCAACAGAAAAAGCCUGUUCAUCGUGUUUAUGCUGCUUCAAUGCCAGCUAAAGUCUUACCUUACCACAAAAAAGAGGAGGAAAAAGAAGUUGGUGUGAACAAUUUAGGAAACACUCCAAGCAAACAUUUGCUAAAUAGGUGUGAAGGAGGUGAAACAAUUAAACUAACACAACCAGCAUAUGUUGGAAGGCUCUCUUUCGAGGAACAAACACAUAUCCUUAACACAUUAGACUUCCUUUGUCAUCCCCCAGUGGAUAAUCUAAAAGAUAAAUCCUAAACUAAACUCCAGGGUUCUCAUUGUAAAUUGAGAAAGGGGAAGUAAAAUUAAUAGAUCAAGUUUCAUUUCAUGCAUCUUUUAGAAUUAUUUGUUGGAAUUAAAGAAAAUCAACAAUGAUGUCUCAGAUAUUAUCUAAUUUUGUUAAAGUAGUAAUACAUGUGUUAAGACGGGAUUCAAUUUAGUAAAUAUUUUAAAACGCUAGCUUAAAAACACAUUAUUUAAAUAA
This is a messenger RNA of Macrosteles quadrilineatus (aster leafhopper), 3550 nucleotides long. RefSeq lists its product as uncharacterized. The record is from RefSeq and is a predicted model, not a curated record. The transcript has 3 exons. The coding region runs from base 104 to 1717 and encodes 537 amino acids. NCBI's taxonomy places the organism in Eukaryota, Metazoa, Arthropoda, Insecta, Hemiptera, Cicadellidae.